This is a messenger RNA of Babesia bigemina, 1875 nucleotides long. RefSeq names its product MFS general substrate transporter domain containing protein,putative. The coding region runs from base 1 to 1875 and encodes 624 amino acids. The record is from RefSeq and is a predicted model, not a curated record. Gene Ontology annotation, biological process: glucose-6-phosphate transport; phosphate ion transmembrane transport. NCBI's taxonomy places the organism in Eukaryota, Apicomplexa, Aconoidasida, Piroplasmida, Babesiidae. The transcript has 3 exons. Gene Ontology annotation, molecular function: glucose 6-phosphate:phosphate antiporter activity.
AUGCCGGCUGCAAGCGCGGGCAAACAUGAUCUAUCCGUCCACAAUGUUGCUGAUGUCGAGGUAGCUUUGGGCAGCGCGUCCGGUGUCGGCGACGAUGAGCUCGCGUCAUCUAGGUUCGGGUACCCGGCGCCCGAGUCAGACGAUCCGACGCGAUCUCUGGCGGAUUCGGCGCGUGCCCUGGCUGCCAGAGCUGAGCUGCCGGCGGAUGCGUUGAGUAGUGCUCGCGAGGACGUGUAUGACAGCAGUAAUAUAACAUCUCCGAACAUCACAGAUGGAGAGUACAUCGACAUAUCACUCGGUUCACCGGAACAGCCAGGCAGGAGUCCUGGCGACAUCGAGGCGGGUCCAUCGGAGCUCGAAUACACCCCCAGCAAUGCAUCGGUAUUGGGGGAGCAUCACAUUAACGAAGACGACCAGCCCGGACCCGCUAGGCCGGGGCGCGGAUAUGACCUGAAGCGCGUGUUGUUCGCAUUUACAUUCUGCUGGCUGAGCACCUUCGUGGGCCAGGUGCUGCGGAUGCCGCUGUCGUCGGCGAAGGUUAACCUGCAGCGCAAUCUGGGUCUAACUACGCUCGACCUAACGCACCUCGACACGGCGUUCUCCGUUUGCCACGUAUUCGGCCAGAUGAGCUCGCCCGCGCUGUCAUCGAAGACGAACAACGUGGCCUUGAUCGCCAUGUACCAGUUUGUCAUGGGCUUUGCGAUGACGCUGCUCUUCGCGCCAAACAGCAUGGGCUGCUUCAUGGUCGUGUACGCGUUCGCAGGCUUCGUCAGCGGGCCCGUGUGGGCGGUGUUGUUCUCACAUCUGUCGGAGUGGUUGCCCAAGGAGUACAGCUUCCCGCUAAUAACGGUGUGGUUCACGGGAUCUGACCUGGGGGCCAUUGCUGGGGCUCUGAUCUGCAUUUACGCCCAUGAGAGCUGGGGCUGGCGCAGUCCAUACGUUGUGAGCGGAUUGUUGAACAUGCUGGUGGCGGUUUUGAUGUUUUGCCUCUACGACAACUCCAAGGAGCCCACGUCUGACGGCCGGAUCGUGGAUCCUCGUGCCAUCGUCCGGAACAACUUCCGCCAACUCGGGCGGUACGCGCGCCGCAUUCGCCGCCGACGCAACUGCGUGGAGUCUUUUAUCGCCACCGAGCAUGAACCACCUGCGCCCGCCCCCGACUCUCGGCGGGAGUUCAUUCUCUCGGGGCUGAGCAACAUACAGCAGGAGGUGAAGGAGACUGCGGCCGGAUCCGUCAGCUUCUCCUCGCUCUCGUUUUUCAUGCGCAGCAGGGCGAGUGGUCUGUAUUCUAAGGUGCACCGCGUCAGCGUGGACUACGUUUCCGCCCUCUUUCGCGUGAGCUACAUCGGCCGCAUUGCGGUCGCGUCCUUCAUUCUGAAGCUGGUGAAGAACUGCUUCAGCUCGUGGGUGAACUUCUAUGUGUCCACCAUGUUCGCCUUUACGGUGGCGCAGGGCAACUACGUCUCGCUGACGUUUAGUGUGGGUAACUGCGUGGGCAACAUGCUCGUUGCCUUCGUGUGCCACGUGUUCUGGAAGGGACGGCCGUUGACUGCGUGCACGUACUUCUGCGGCGCCACCGCCGUCGCGGUGUUGGUGUUCAGUCUGAUGAACUUCAGCUGGCCGCUCCUCUCCUACUUCUUCUGCUUCACAACCGGCGUCGCCACGGCGGCCACCGAGGCUAUACUGAUGGCGCGUGGGAUCAAAUCUCUGUGUGACCGUUCGGAGCUGAACCAGCAGGAGUCGCUCGUUGUCUACGGCUUCCUCCUGGCUAUUUCCACCGUACGGCUGGGCCACCUUGUACGGUAUGUUCGUGAUUGCACUGAUGAUCGCAACGGCACUGUUGCGGAAGCCAUCACGCACAGAAUUAUAGUAUAA